Molecule: messenger RNA, 136 nt
Organism: Mesorhabditis spiculigera
Lineage: Eukaryota; Metazoa; Nematoda; Chromadorea; Rhabditida; Rhabditidae
Source: the annotation of a GenBank genome assembly
AAGCCGCGAGGGCCGCAAGAAGCGCCAAGAUGGCCCGGGGCACUAUAUCGGUCGGCGUCAAGUCACUCGAUGCUCGGAGGAGGACCCAUGCCCGACCGGCUACUUCUGCGAGUACGACCCCAGCAGCCCCAUCGAG